AAAACUACCCUAAAUAUUGAUGAUUUAAAAUAACUAAGUGCUAUAAUCAUCGCUCCAUAAAUUGUGUUAUCAGCUACAAUUGCGUAAUUAAAAAUGUAUCUCUCUUCUGUUAGUUCUCGCUUACAUCUUCACGAUACUAACAGUUGGGAGUUAAAAAAAUCCUACGGAUGUUAUGAUGGUCUAAUGAGAGACAUAUCAUGGAGCGAUGAUGGUAAAUACAUAUUACAGGUCAACUGCAAAGGUUUAAUCGAAAUUUUAACACCCGCAGACCAUGACAUUCGUAGCUUACAGCACAUUCCGUUGAAAGACACCUGGUCAGCUAGUUUCCACCGAGAGGGCCACCGAAAUGUCGCCAUAGGCACGAAGAGCGGUAAUGUUUUGAUAUGGGACACGAAGAACAAGACUAUAACGAAAACAUUCCCCACUCCCACGCAUCAGGCUAGCGUUAACUACAUUAGUUAUAAUGCCAAAAAUAAUAACUUAGCAGCUACCAUGAAUAAUGGAGAAACUGUCAUUUACGGACCAGUUUCUGACAUUCCAAUUUUAACAGUCAAACUUAAUUAUUCGAAAAGCGUUUCCGCAAUGAAAUUCCAUCAUGAAACAUGCUGGUUACUAGGCUUAGCUACAGAUGAAGGACAUGUAGUCCUACGAGAUAUUGACACAAAUAAGGACAAAGCUUUUUUUGAUAACAUCCAUGCAGCACCUGUUAGUGAUAUUGCAUAUUCAUUGAUUAACAAAGAUGUCAUGUUGUCCAGUGGUUAUGACAAAAUUGUUCAUGUAUAUGACAUAAGACUCCAAAAUGUAGUGUCUACCAUCAAAACAUCUUACACAUUGUCUUCUGUAGCUAUAAAUGCUGACAAUCAAGUUGCUAUCGGGACCAGAAAUGGAGUAGUCAUGAUUUACGAUUCGAGAGAUUUAACCAAUCCGUUUACAACUUUAAAAGGUCAUAGUGAGGAGGUGAAGAAAGUAGCCUUUCAACCUUCAAGGAAGAAGCCACAAUUGAAUGAAAUAAGCAUUCAAGAGGACACUGAAUUACACUUGACACCUUGCAAACCGAGCCCCGGAAAACCUUGGACUUCUGACAUGUUCCUAAUCUCGGAUUCACCUAACAAGGAUAUCCUAGGUGUUUCUGAAAAAACUGAAGAUAAUAGAGCUGAUUCAUUCCUAGUACUGAUGGGGUUAGACAAGUCUAAUGAAGAUGAUGUAAAUAAAUCGCAAUUUAAAGAUAGCAGCAUGUUCGAAAGAAAUAAAAGAUUUGACAUAGAAAAGGAUAUGAGUAAAACUUCAACACCUCUUCAAAAUCAAGUCGCUGAGAAUUUAGAGUUUCAGUCUCCCAUUUUAAACGGAGUUCCUGAUGAUGGGAGACCACUAAACUUGAUAAACGGAGAAAAGGAAAAGAUUUCGAGAUAUGAUUCUGGUAUUGUUGACGAACUUAAAGAUUUCAUUGAGCUCAGUCUUGCAGAUGUUGCAGAGGAUAAUAAGAACUAUUUCCUACACAUCAUGAUGGUUCUGACGAAGCAGAGGCUUUCGUUGGAGAGACAGAUGGCAGCCAUGAGUUCUCAGAUCUCGAUGAUGCAGCAGAACCAGAAUGAGUUGAUGGAUGCAAAUAAGAGACUGGUCUUGCAAGUGGAGCAAUUGAAAUAUGCUGCUAACAAUAAUCUUUAAACUAUUGCCAUCGACUUUUACCAAUUGUAAAGAUCCAUUUUUUUACCCAAUAGAAGAUAAAUCCACACAGAGGCUGGCCCUGAUAUAGCCUACCUAAUCUCAUUGUUAUAAAUAUUUUGUCUCUCUCUGGUUCUAUCUUAAGCUGUUCUCACAUUCGGCUUGUGUCCUGUGGUGGUGUGAUAAAGCCUUUACCUUAAAGUGAUGGACAAAUGUGUUCUUUUAAUGAUAAAGGGUAUACCAUGCUAGUAUGUUAUGAAUAAAAUAGCUAUGCUUAAUUUUACUACUUCUGAAUAUUGUUUUUAUUGUAAUUUUGUGCUUAUGUAAGUAAAUCUUCUUAUUGUGUAUCAGGCAGGGCACAUCCAGAUGUACGGUAAUUAUAGUGCUUGUAAAUAAUUAGAAUACGUGAUUUUUACAAGGCGCUGUUUUAUUUAAUUUUUUUUAAAUCAUGUAAUAUAUACUUUGACCGACAUCCACUGAAACCUUGAAGGAUAUAAUAUAACCAAAUGGAGUAGCCAUUCUGCAUCUCAUGAACCGCGAUAGUUAGACAGUUGAAAUUUUAUAGACCUCUGAUAUUUCAGUCCAGUGUGAAAGGGCAUAUCCCGAGUGCAGCUCGGUCUAGUCGCAAAUUAAAUUUAGUCAAUUAGCAUAAGCAUAGAGAUGAAGGUGCAAUUCAACAUUCCAUAUUUUUGUGAAAAUGUAAAUAAUUUGUCAAAAUAAAGUUGUUGGUUUGUCC
Messenger RNA from Cydia strobilella, 2398 nucleotides. RefSeq lists its product as uncharacterized. The coding region runs from base 94 to 1665 and encodes 523 amino acids. Gene Ontology annotation, molecular function: gamma-tubulin binding. The record is from RefSeq and is a predicted model, not a curated record. Gene Ontology annotation, cellular component: centriole; ciliary basal body; pericentriolar material. Lineage: Eukaryota; Metazoa; Arthropoda; Insecta; Lepidoptera; Tortricidae. Gene Ontology annotation, biological process: microtubule nucleation; mitotic cell cycle. The transcript is spliced from 2 exons.